UGGAAACUGCUCUGCAAAAGAAGAUAUCUGAAAUGGCUCCCAACAUGACCUGCGAGACUCUCCAGUCUUUUCCCCCACGAAUGACUGUGGCCAAAAGGAAGGAGGCUCUGGAACUCAGAAAGACUAUGAAACCGUUGAUGGAAAAAAGAAGGCGGGCUCGUAUUAACGAAAGCCUGGACCACUUGAAAAACCUGAUCCUGCCCCUCACCGGCAGAGAUAAGAGUCGCUAUUCCAAGCUCGAAAAAGCCGACAUCCUUGAAAUGACCGUGAGGUUUCUCAACGAUAUUCCUCCUGUCAGCACCAAAACUUCUGCAGACAGUUACCGAGAGGGUUACAAAGCCUGCAUCCAGCGCGUCACCGCGCUGCUUCCCAAAACCAGCCUGGAUCAGAACACGUGCCAGCGCGUUACUGACUUCGCUCAGCGAUCCAUGUCCAGCAUCGUCAACCCAACAUGCCUCAACUGCUGCGCACAGGGCUCUCGGACUCUCCCGCUGAUCCAGCAGAAACUCCUGAGCCUUCAGUCCAGCUUCAGCACCAGACCUGAGUGCCAAACCCGCGCUGCGGCUCCGAGGCAAGCUGAUCAGCAGGUCUUCAGCGCCCCCAUGUGGAGGCCCUGGUAGACUCCAGCAUAUAUAGAACAAUUACAUCGCAUCCGUUGUAAAUACACGGUGAUUCAUUUCUGUUCAUGAAAUGCAAGAUUUACUUGUUAAAUCGCACAAGUUGGGUGCUGUGCACUCCGUUUUCGCGCGAGUCUGUUGUCGUUUCUAAGUUGACAAGUUUAGACGUCGUAUUUUUUAAGAAUCUGCAUGUAUGUAUCCGGUUAAUAUUUAGUCUUCGCGCAAGACUAAGUGGAAAGGGCCAAGGAAACAGCCCUGUAAGACCCAAGGGGUCAGUGUUUGUAUGAAUUUGCACGGUAGACUUCAGAGUGACUGAGUCUGUGCGGAUUGACUGUAAACGCUUUGCGCGCCACUGCUGGUAUCUCUGUUGAGAUAUGAUCUGUUUUUGCUGUUUGAAGCAAAAUGUGUAAA
Molecule: messenger RNA, 1028 nt
Organism: Synchiropus splendidus (mandarinfish)
Lineage: Eukaryota; Metazoa; Chordata; Actinopteri; Syngnathiformes; Callionymidae
Product: transcription factor HES-2-like
Exons: 4
Coding region: 33-620 (195 amino acids)
Biological process (GO): regulation of transcription by RNA polymerase II; regulation of neurogenesis; anterior/posterior pattern specification
Cellular component (GO): nucleus
Molecular function (GO): protein dimerization activity; DNA-binding transcription factor activity, RNA polymerase II-specific; RNA polymerase II cis-regulatory region sequence-specific DNA binding
Source: RefSeq, a predicted model, not a curated record